Messenger RNA from Magnolia sinica, 1069 nucleotides. RefSeq names its product GATA transcription factor 2-like. Gene Ontology annotation, molecular function: sequence-specific DNA binding; zinc ion binding. The transcript is spliced from 2 exons. The record is from RefSeq and is a predicted model, not a curated record. Bases 127 to 894 code for a protein of 255 amino acids. Lineage: Eukaryota; Viridiplantae; Streptophyta; Magnoliopsida; Magnoliales; Magnoliaceae. Gene Ontology annotation, biological process: regulation of DNA-templated transcription.
GUUUUCCAGCGUCGUUGGUAUGUCUGCCGACAGAAAUGCGAACAUGAGAGAGAGAGAGAGAGAGAGAGAGAGAGAGAGAGAUUUCUUCUUAUAGUGUAAGCUUAGUUUCUUUGUUUUAACACACGAAUGGAUUUCUGCCGGAAUGUAUCGGUUUCAGGCGGCUUGCCGUCUGACUACCCGCCGGAGCCGGUUAUUUCUCAGGCCAGUUCUAAGCUUGAUGAGUUCUUCCCUGGUGAGAAUAAGGAAAACGACGUGGGCCUUGAAUGGCUCUCUCUCUUCCUAGAGGACUGCUUCUCCAGCACUGCGAACCCCAUUUCCCAAUGCAUUCCAAUCCCAAUCCCCAACCAAACACCCCCACCUCCCCCAACAAAACCCAAAUCCCCAAAAUGCCCCUCCUCCACUCUCCACCGUCUAGUCAUCCCUGCCAAGGCCAGAACAAAGAGGAGGAGGCCCACCACAGCAACGGCCCCAACAACCCCUUUUAGUGGUGGGGCCCACAGUCACGUGCGUGGCCACCCCCUCCGUAUGAUCCCCUCAGACCCGCCUUUACUCCACCAAGCGUACUGGCUGGCAGAGAGCGAGCUGCUUGUCCCCAACAAGAAGAAAGUAGAAGGAGAGGAAGAGAAUACGGGUAUCAGUUCGGGUAUCAGCUCGGAUGGUAGCUCGGGUAGCAGCCUCGGGCAAGGAAGGAGGUGCACUCAUUGCAUGUCACAGAGGACCCCACAAUGGCGGGCAGGGCCUUUGGGUCCGAAGACAUUGUGCAAUGCCUGUGGAGUGAGGUUCAAGUCGGGUAGACUGUUGCCCGAAUACAGACCCGCUAAGAGUCCUACUUUUGUCAGCUACAAGCACUCCAAUUCUCAUAAGAAAGUCAUGGAAAUGAGAAUGUCAAUGUAAUAAUGUAAAUCAUGUAGAAAAAAGAAAAGAUAGGGUAAAAUAGUAAUUGUCUUAGCUUUUUUUUUUUUUUUCCUUCCUUUAUUUAUUGUUAUUAUAUUUUAAUCUACAUGAUGGGGUUAUAUGUAAGUUUUCAAAUAUUAAGUGGUUAAUUAUCUUCUAAGAGAGUUAUUUGAUA